This is a messenger RNA of Porites lobata, 2633 nucleotides long. The record is from the annotation of a GenBank genome assembly. Lineage: Eukaryota; Metazoa; Cnidaria; Anthozoa; Scleractinia; Poritidae.
AUGUGCGGUUUCGAGCGAGAGAGCAAAGAUGGGACGCUUGACUGGACUCGACACAGGAGAAGCCCAUCUUCCAGUAAAGGACCUUCCGUGGAUCACACCACUGGAAACAUGACAGGUGAACUCUAAACUAAUUAAGUUACAGCUAGCCAGAGUUACUAUUAGCAGCGACAGUUACGGUUAUAGAACCUUUCCCGCAUUACGCUCCAGUGAACAAACACAAAGAAAUGAGGACGAGGCUCGGGUGGACAGUUUCAUACAAAUCAUUGUAUUUUGUCCACCCGAGCCUCGAGUUGGUGCCUUUGUUCACUGGAAUGCGGGAAAGGUCUUUUAGAGCAUCCAGUGAUCAAAUUGCAGACAAAAAGAAUUAAACCAAAAUUGUUUUUUUUAGGUUUCAUAUCUAAAUCCGAAUUUUGCACUAUCCUGGGUUAUCUUUGCCUAGCCUUGAGUAAUCCAGCCCAAAUCCACCUUUUUUUCUUAUUCUGAAAGCAACGUUAAUAUUUACCCCCCCCCCCCCACCCCCCUUUAAAAAAAUAGAAACUUCCCUCUACAUUGGAGUCACCCAAGAGAGAACAAUGGGACAUUAUUCUUUCUUGAGUCAACACAAUGCAAAACGAUAAUAACAGUUAGAACAAUAAAAUCAAUCAAUCAACCAAGCCCUUUUAUUAAACUGACACUGAAGAAUGAAUUGCUACACCUGCCUGCCUUUUAAAUAAUAUUAGGGUUUUUAUUUAUUUUAUUUUCAUACCUUAUCUCCAUAAAGAGCGUUUUCACUCACGUGGUCGUUAGCUGUUCAAAUAUAUUACGAAAAAAGAAAGCGUUUACACCAACAUAGCCGUUGUGACGUCAUGUGAACGGCUUUAUAGCAUUGGCGGAUCUAGGGCCAGAGAGGGGCUCGGGAGAGGCCAGGGGCCCCUCCUUACUUUUUAGGUACGACUAAGGCCCGUUGGGCCAAGAAAAAUUACCCUCGAGACUGGCUACCCUUAUUAUUAGGGUCCGGUUGAGCCAAACAGCCCCCCACCCCUCACCACUUACUUGAUGAACUGAAUCCUAUUUGCUCCUGCUCUGCAAUAUCCAGUUGCAUGCAGCACUUCCCGUGGCUCUCAACUCCAGAAAGGAGCCUUAACACUCAAGUUUUUCUUUUUACGAAAGUUUUUUUAAGCUGAUCAGUCUACCUUACUCACGUUGCACUUACGAGGUCAGAGAACUGUUUUAGCAUUUGAGCGCAAACUUUGAAAAAUCUUAUUCUCGGUCAACUGAAAAACGUUUUUUAGUAAGCACUGGUGAUUUUUCUUCCCGGUAUCCGAAUCUCUUUGUAAGUUAUUACACAUUCAUUUUCUACAGUUAUCUAGUCAACAAGAACUUACAAAUGAAAAUGAAGAAAUGAUCGUCGCAGUGAACGCAAUUUAUGCAGUUGCGUAAAGAAGCCUGAAAAAAAUUCAGGACUUCAACGGGGUUUGAACCCGUGACCUCGCAAUUACCGGCGCGAUGCUCUACCAGCUGAGCUAUGAAGCCACUGAUGUUCGGAGCAGGUCAAUUGUGGGUUCAUAUGUUCCCGUGAAAAAAAAAAUGAGUGUUAAUAAUAUAUGAAAUAAAUCAGUAUAUGAACUGCGGAAAUUGCGAGGUCACGGGUUCAAACCCCGUUGAAGUCCUUCUUUACGCAAUUGCAUAAAUUGCGUUCACUGUGACGAUCAUUUCUUCAUUUUCAUUUCAUUUCCGCAGUUCAUAUAUGAUUUAUUUCAUAUAUUAAUAACAAGAACUAACAAAAUUAGACAGUCGGUCCUCAACUUAAAACUACGGGUUAGUUAUAAGUUGCUACCCUCUAUCCAUCUUUAUCUCUUUAAAGGUUAUUACAUGUACAUAGAAGCAUCCAGUGCACAUCAACCAGGUGAUGAUGCAAAAUUAUACAGUCCUCCACUGAAGUUCUUUGGGAUUAUGUGCCUUGAAUUCUAUUACUAUAUGUCUGGUGCAGCUAAUGGAAGCCUGAACGUCACCAUAAAUGAAAUAGUAGUGUUCUCUGCGGGUGGUGAUAAAGGAGGCAUAUGGCAUAAAGCUAGCAUAAAUAUACCAUCUAUUGUGGGAUUGCAUUGGGUAAGCAUUAAUGAGACCACAUCGAUAUCAAAACCGUCUGAAAACAGUUUUCUCUAAACGCAGUAGGAAGCCAAUGAUUUUAAGCGGCAUAAGGCAGGAAUCUUUGACAACAUUUUGAGAAUUUUCGAGAGUCUAAAUUCCACAAAUCUUACUUUAGACGGACUUUCUGUAUUUAUCAGCAAAACAAGUAAAAGUAUAAUACAUCAUCUUAUCAUUAACUAUAAAUUAAACACAUACAAAAGGUAAGUUAGUAUAUCAUUCGAAAGUUCGUAAAUGCAAAGGAAAGUAUCACUUAGCGCUUCAAAGCGGAUGUGCUUGCUGUUUGUCUCAAUUAUUUAGUUCUUUAAACUUUCCAGUUAGUUUUUCAUUUCUGCAAUAUUAAUUUGCCUUUAAAUUAAAGUCCAUCAUAAAAGCGACCCUUCCAAACCGAUUACACUGUAAUACCAUGUUUUUGACAGGUAACAUUUGAAGGCGUAGUAGGAAGCAGUAUCACUGGUUACAUAGCAAUUGAUGACUUCUUCUUUACAGGAGGGUCUUGUCCUUAU